Messenger RNA from Exophiala xenobiotica, 759 nucleotides. RefSeq lists its product as uncharacterized. The record is from RefSeq and is a predicted model, not a curated record. Bases 1 to 759 code for a protein of 252 amino acids. The transcript has a single exon. Lineage: Eukaryota; Fungi; Ascomycota; Eurotiomycetes; Chaetothyriales; Herpotrichiellaceae.
AUGAAGACCCUUCCGAGCCACAAAGUACUGGUGAUGAUAUUCUGGUGGCUUGCAGUCUUCAGCCUUGUUUGCCAGGCCUCCAUCGUCGCACAAAACGCCACCUUGUUGCAGCGCCGCCAAUGCGUCAAAGAUCCAGCGACUGGACAGUGGGAUUGUGACUUCAAUCUUCCUACAAUGCUAGAGAUAGUGGAUCGAUACCGAGACACCAAUGAUGGAGGAGGAGCGGAAGCGCACAGACCGGUAUGGUUCUACACCAACCUCGAUCUGGAUACCAACAAUGUCGCCAGUAUUGCUCUUUGCCGAGGGUGGAUGCUCAGUAACCAGCUCGAUGGCUACUAUUUGAUGAGUGGUAUCAGCCUCGAGUGGUACCAUGAACAAAGCGACUUCAUCUGGGAAUACAGAGAUCGAUUCCGUCUCGCCGCAGCAGGGCAAGAUCCACAAGACAUAUUUGGGAUAUGCAUGUUCGAAGCCCUGGCUAUCUCCGCGCUGCAUCCUGAGGCUUAUGUCUUCACCAAAGAGGCCCCAGAGACCUGGCGUAUAGGGAGCAUGUGGGAAGUGGUCGAAUUUCCUGCGCUCACAAGCAACCCGAACAUCCAGAGAAUCUACCGAGUCGAUCCUCGUCCCGGCCACUGCAACCAAAGACGACUGAUAUGGGACAGGCGAAUAAACCCGGAACUUCAAACAAUAAAGACUUGCCCAGUCCUCCAACCAGUGCAGAUGCCGGAGCCUGCAGCCCCGCAGAGCCAGUCAACAUCCUAG